Messenger RNA from Dipodomys ordii (Ord's kangaroo rat), 468 nucleotides. It is a transcript of the gene Il17a, whose product is annotated as interleukin 17A. The transcript is spliced from 3 exons. Lineage: Eukaryota; Metazoa; Chordata; Mammalia; Rodentia; Heteromyidae. The record is from RefSeq and is a predicted model, not a curated record. Gene Ontology annotation, biological process: inflammatory response. Gene Ontology annotation, molecular function: cytokine activity. Gene Ontology annotation, cellular component: extracellular region. The coding region runs from base 1 to 468 and encodes 155 amino acids.
AUGUCUCCCAGGAUGCUGUCCGUGCCGCUGCUACUGUUGCUGGGUCUGGGGGUCUUCGUAGAGGCCAGAACAAUAGUGCCACAGAAGCCAGGCUGCGCGAGCCCCGAGGUGGUGAACUUCCUCCAGGAAGUGAAGGUCAACCUGAGCCUCCCCAUCUCCCUCAGCCCCAGAGUGAACUCCAGAAAGGCCGCAGACUAUGCGACCCGAUCCACCUCUCCUUGGGAUCUGCGACGCAGAGAGGACCCCGAGAGGUACCCGGCGGUGAUCUGGGAGGCGGAGUGCCGCCACCUGGGCUGCGUGAACGCACAGGGGGAGGUGGACCACGGCAUGAACUCUGUGCCCAUCCAGCAGGAGGUCCUGGUGCUGCGGAGGGAACCGCAGCACUGCCCGCCCUCCUUCCGGCUGGAGAAGAUGCUGGUGGCCGUGGGCUGCACCUGCGUCUCCCCCGUGGUGCGCCACGUGUCCUGA